CCCGCGCCUCGCUGGGCUGCUCCAGCCGGGCUCCGGCUGCACACUCGGGCCGCCGGGGCUGGAGUCUUCAUGAGCCCGGAGGAUGUCCGGGAAGCACUACAAGGGUCCUGAAGUCAGUUGUUGCAUCAAGUACUUCAUUUUUGGCUUCAAUGUCAUAUUCUGGUUUUUAGGAAUAGCAUUCCUUGGAAUUGGACUGUGGGCCUGGAAUGAAAAAGGAGUUCUGUCCAACAUCUCCUCGAUCACUGACCUCGGCGGCUUUGACCCAGUGUGGCUCUUCCUAGUGGUGGGAGGAGUGAUGUUCAUCUUGGGGUUUGCAGGGUGCAUUGGGGCACUGCGGGAGAACACCUUCCUCCUGAAGUUUUUUUCUGUGUUCCUGGGAAUUAUUUUCUUCCUGGAGCUCACUGCUGGGGUUUUGGCAUUUGUUUUCAAAGACUGGAUCAAAGACCAGCUGUAUUUCUUUAUAAACAACAACAUCAGAGCAUACAGGGAUGACAUUGAUUUGCAAAACCUCAUAGACUUCACCCAGGAAUAUUGGCAGUGCUGUGGGGCUUUUGGAGCUGAUGAUUGGAACCUAAAUAUUUACUUCAAUUGCACAGAUUCCAAUGCAAGUCGAGAGCGAUGUGGCGUGCCGUUCUCCUGCUGCACUAAAGACCCCGCGGAAGAUGUCAUCAACACUCAGUGUGGCUAUGACGCCAGGCAGAAACCAGAAGUCGACCAGCAGAUCGUAAUCUACACAAAAGGAUGUGUGCCCCAGUUUGAGAAGUGGCUGCAGGACAAUUUAACCAUCGUGGCUGGCAUCUUCAUAGGCAUUGCACUGCUGCAGAUUUUUGGGAUAUGCCUGGCCCAGAACUUGGUUAGUGACAUUGAAGCUGUCCGGGCCAGCUGGUAGACCCCUGCAGCAGCUGCUUCGGAACACUGGACUGACCCAGCCCCGCGGCCUCCUCUUGCCCAACUGACACCCAGGCUGCAUGGACCCACACAGUCACACAGGUGUCCUGCACCCCACCAAACAGAGCUGCCAAAAACUUGUUUUUUGUGGGGGGUAAAACUGGGAAAUGCUGCUCACUGACAGAAUUUUUUUUUUAAAUCCAAUAUGAAAGCUAUUGCGCCAUGAAUCUCUACUGUAGCCAUGAAUUUAUGAGUGGAUGGAUGCCUGCCAAAAAGGAAAAGAAGGGAGGGCAUGGUGUCCACAUUUACUUGAAUUUGUGGAGAACCCAGUCCUGGCCUCCUCCUCAGUGACCAGAGGGUAGGCAGAGGCAGGUCUGCUCUUGCCACUCCUUGGAGGGCCAGCCUGGUGUCCUGUGGCCUGAUGAUGUGUGACUCCUGAGACCCAGGCCUUUCCCUGGGAGUGCAGUGGGGCGCGGGGGGGGCAUCCUCCCUGUGCCUCAAGGAACUGCUGCAACUAUCAGUGGAUGCAACUAUCAGUGGAAGAAGAGGACGGAUUGCCUGUGGGUUCACAUUUUGCUGUCCUACAGAGCAAGUGACAUGGGUGGGUCUGUGGUCUGUCCUUGAGCACAGCCUUCUAAGAAGCUAUGUCCACCAAAUGGGCAUUGGUGACUUUGUGACACCAUAUCCUAGCAGGACUGAUCUUUUUUCUAAGUAGGCCUGAACUUUAUUUAUCAUUGAAAUCCAAGGAGAAAAUGAGGUUAAUGAGAGGUAUUAAUUAAAUACUUACUCCCUCACCCCACCCCAGCAAGUUAGUGGUUGGAUGCUUUGAAAUACUCUGGAUUGUGUUGUUUUGUUAUGUUCGUAGGGUUUUUUGUUUUUGUUUCCCAAAGGUGAAGGGUAUGAUAUGGUCGCUCUUAAAUUUUGGAAGUGUUUUUUUACUGGGCUCAAGUUUUUUUAUAAGUUUAACUUGCAUGACCUGUGAAUUUGAAUUCACCAUCUCCUUUUCCUGCCAUCUUCUACAGACAUUGAAAAACAUGGGUUAGCAUUUAUUCCGUGGGUUUAGUCUGGAGGUUGUGGCCUGUGGUCCCAGGGUGGCUGGAAAGAGACCAGCUCUGCCGCCUCAGUGGCUUCCAUGGCAUCUACCACCUCUUCCAGGGUCAAACUCAGUGGCCUCGUCCACACGUUUUUCUUCUUUCUCUUUGAGUGGAAUUAAACCCAGCUCCAAAAUAGUGUUGACACAAUCAGAUGCUUCUAAUAGGUUUUUUUCUUAAAGAUUUAGUUUAAUUUUUUUAAAAAGUUUAUGGCCAGAGCUCCUUCUGUCCUCCCCCUGCAGCUAGCCAGCAGGGUGGGAACAAAGCACAAACCCUCUGGAGCAGAUGUGGAGAUGCUGGCAGGUGUUCUGUGACUCAAGGCAGGAAGCCAGGUGCUGCCAGUCCUGCCUCACUUCUGGGAGGAAGGGGCCCUUUUGCCCCCCAGAUUUUAAUCCACCCGGUGUCCACUGAUGUCCUCCUGUGGAGCAGAUGUUAGUCUGUGGAACACUGGGAAAAACACAACAUAUUUCACACUGGUGCCACGUUUGCCAGCAAAUAACUGGGCAGCCAGCUGGCAUACUUGGUGGGCUGAUGAAUGUGUCAGAGAAAGGACAAAAGUUCCUCUAAAGUCUCGUCACCACAGUUUGGGUUUUUGUGUGACUCUGCAUGUGUGUUUGUGUCUCUGUAUAGGUAGAGAUGUUCAUUUCAUCUUCAUAUUCUGAUGUGAGAGUAUCUUAUUUCCUCCCUGCCCACAGCACAGUUGGCAUAUUUUAAUGUCCUUCCAACAUGGAGAAGACAGGAGCUUUCUAAUUGGCACUUUUGUCUUCUUUGUUACCUCAUUCUCCAAUGUACUCCAUCCACCAGUUGAUUCAGAAUCAGGCAAGAUCCCCACCCUUUGACACAUCCAGUCUAGGCCAAACAGCAAGUCCAAGUGAGUUUUAAAUUUUAAUUAAUCACCUUUUAUUUUUUACACAUCAGAGUGAUUGUAAUAAAGGUGGUCAUUAAUAAACUUGGUUCUACCUUACAUGGA
Messenger RNA from Heterocephalus glaber (naked mole-rat), 2949 nucleotides. RefSeq names its product tetraspanin 5 (gene Tspan5). NCBI's taxonomy places the organism in Eukaryota, Metazoa, Chordata, Mammalia, Rodentia, Bathyergidae. Gene Ontology annotation, cellular component: plasma membrane. The record is from RefSeq and is a predicted model, not a curated record.